This is a messenger RNA of Schistosoma bovis, 363 nucleotides long. The record is from the annotation of a GenBank genome assembly. NCBI's taxonomy places the organism in Eukaryota, Metazoa, Platyhelminthes, Trematoda, Strigeidida, Schistosomatidae.
AUGACUGAUAGUGCCAAUAAGGAAGCUCCUUCAGAGCAUAUUAACAUCAAAGUGCAAGGACAAGAAGGGUCAAUUAUUCACUUCAAGAUACGGAAAAGCACACCUUUCAAGAAAUUAAUUACUGCUUAUUGCGAUCGACUGGGCGUUAAUCAGUCUGCUGUGCGGUUUUUUUUCGAUGGAAAUAGCGUUCAUGAAACUGAUACUCCUGGCUCGAAAAUGAUACCGUUGAAGUUUUCCAGGCACAAACUGGUGGAUUUGACAUUCAUAGAUGAUGACUUGUCAAAAUUUCUGCUACGCAUUUCCUUCAAUAUUAUAAUUCUUGAAGAUAUUUUAUUACGCGCUUCUAAUGUAGCCCGUGCCUGA